Messenger RNA from Lathyrus sativus (Indian pea), 330 nucleotides. NCBI's taxonomy places the organism in Eukaryota, Viridiplantae, Streptophyta, Magnoliopsida, Fabales, Fabaceae. The record is from the annotation of a GenBank genome assembly.
AUGUGGCGCCCUCAGAUUCGAAAAUCAUCAUCAGGUCCGCAAACAUCUAAGCAGGGGAAGGGUAACGUCGGUCCUAGGACGACGGCCGCCAACCUCCAAAUCCUACUUUUUCUUAAAGGCAAGAAUGUCCAACAAUUCAGGUACAGAAACAGGGACAAUGCGCUCAGAUUCAAAGGAGUCGUCAUUGGGCUUUUUUUUCUCUUUCCAAAGACAGCCAACAACCUACGUUUCUCAAAGAAGAGAUGUUCAAGUUUUCAGCAACACAAGAAAGCCAAGAACAAUCAUAACACAAAAAUAGACCAUGUCAAUUUUAAUCACAAGAAUAUCUAA